GGCGCAGAUCCCGCCGCGGGGCCAAGAAGUUGGGCGCCGCCUCGCGCCGCCUCCCCCAAGUCCCUGCCCCGCCGCGGAGCGUCACUUCCGCCACCCACCCCCUCCCCGGGGCUAGGGUUGGGGCGGGGAGUGCGGGGGAGGGAAAGGCCGCCCGAAGCCCGCGCACCCAAGCAGGGACUACAUUUCCCGUGGGGCCACGGCGGAGGCGGCGGCGGCGGCGGCGGCGGCGGCGGACGCGGACGCGAACGCGGCGACGUCCCCCGGAAGUGGAGCCCGGGACUUCCACUCGUGCGUGAGGCGAGCGGAGCCGGAGACAAGAGCAGAGGCCGAACUCGGGAUCUGACAAGAUGGCCGGGCUGCCCCGCAGGAUCAUCAAGGAAACCCAGCGUUUGCUGGCUGAACCAGUUCCUGGCAUUAAAGCAGAACCAGAUGAGAGCAACGCCCGUUAUUUCCAUGUGGUCAUUGCUGGCCCCCAGGAUUCCCCCUUUGAGGGAGGGACUUUUAAACUUGAACUAUUCCUUCCAGAAGAAUACCCAAUGGCAGCACCUAAAGUACGUUUCAUGACCAAAAUUUAUCAUCCUAAUGUAGACAAGUUGGGAAGAAUAUGUUUAGAUAUUUUGAAAGAUAAGUGGUCCCCAGCACUGCAGAUCCGCACAGUUCUGCUAUCAAUCCAGGCUUUGUUAAGUGCUCCUAAUCCAGAUGAUCCAUUAGCAAAUGAUGUAGCUGAGCAGUGGAAGACCAAUGAAGCCCAAGCCAUAGAAACAGCGAGAGCAUGGACUAGGCUAUAUGCCAUGAAUAAUAUUUAAGUCGAUCAGAUCAUCGAGUGUACAUCACUUCUCCUGUUCUGCCAAGACUCUUCCUUUUUUUGUUUGCAUUUAAUGGACACAGUCUUAGAAACAUUACAGAAUAAAAGCCCAGGCAUCCUCA
This is a messenger RNA of Peromyscus eremicus (cactus mouse), 927 nucleotides long. RefSeq names its product ubiquitin conjugating enzyme E2 N (gene Ube2n). The record is from RefSeq and is a predicted model, not a curated record. Lineage: Eukaryota; Metazoa; Chordata; Mammalia; Rodentia; Cricetidae. Bases 348 to 806 code for a protein of 152 amino acids. The transcript is spliced from 4 exons.